Molecule: messenger RNA, 3011 nt
Organism: Arachis duranensis
Lineage: Eukaryota; Viridiplantae; Streptophyta; Magnoliopsida; Fabales; Fabaceae
Molecular function (GO): iron ion binding; heme binding; monooxygenase activity
Source: RefSeq, a predicted model, not a curated record
AGAAAAAGGUUGCACAAAAAACUCAAAAGGAUUCAGAAAUGCUACCACAAGUAUUAGCUAUUCCUGCAGCAAUGCUCCUUGUGAUAUUCACAUUCAUCAUUCUAACACCAUUUGUGUUGAAUCCAGCUAAUGGGAGUAGCAAAAAACUCCCACCAGGUCCAAAACCUUUACCAAUUAUUGGUAACCUUCACAUCUUAGGAAAACUCCCACAUCGCACCCUUGAGACCCUUGCCACUAAAUAUGGACCCAUAAUGUCCCUAAAGUUAGGACAAGUCCCUGUGGUUGUGGUUUCUUCUCCAGAAAUUGCUAAGCUCAUUCUGAAAACUCAUGACUUGGUUUUCGCAAACCGGCCUAAGGUUCAGGUAGUAGAAACUCUUUCUUAUGGCCGAAAGGGAUUGGUGUUUACGGAGUAUGGUGGUUAUUGGCGCAACGUGAGGAAGUUGUGCAGCUUGCAACUUCUAAGUGCAUCAAAGGUUGAGAUGUUUGGUCCUUUGAGGAAGAAGGAGUUGGGAAUGUUGGUGAAUACACUUAAGAAGGCUUCGGAUUCAUGUGAGGUUGUGGAUCUUAGUCAAUUGAUUGGGGAGUUUGCUGAAAAUAUCACUUUUAACAUGAUAUUGGGUCGUAGCAAGGAUAAUCGGUUUGACCUCAAGGGCCUCAUUCAUGAGAUUAUGUUCUUGGUUGGUGCCUUCAAUCUUGCAGAUUAUGUGCCUAUCUUAGGUACGUUUGAUCUUCAGGGAUUAAAGAGAAGAACAAAGAAAGCAAGCAAGGCCAUUGAUGAAGCAUUAGAGCACAUCAUCAAUGAUCACGAUCACCCAUCAUCAGCUGAAUUUCCACAGGAUAACAAGGAUUUUAUAGACAUAUUACUCAGCUACAUAAAUCAACCAAUGGACCCACAUGAUCAUGAACAAAGACAUGUAGUUGGGAGAACCAAUAUAAAGGCUAUCAUAUUAGACUUAAUUGCUGGAUCAUACGACACUUCUUCAAUAGCAAUUGAAUGGGCUAUGUCAGAGCUUUUAAAAAAUUCAAGAAUAAUGAAGAAACUUCAAAACGAGAUUGAAGGCCUUGUGGGAAUGAAUAGACAAGUGGAAGAAAAUGACUUGAAAAAAUUGCCUUACCUUGACAUGGUUGUAAAGGAGAUAUUACGAUUAUAUCCUGUUGGACCAUUUCUUGUGCCACACGAGUCUACAGAAGAUGUUACUAUAAAUGGUUAUUUUAUAGAGAAAAAUACACGAAUUAUGGUGAAUGCAUGGGCAAUAGGGAGAGAUCCAAGAGUUUGGUUAGAAAAUAAUGACAUGUUUUUUCCUGAAAGAUUUGAGAACAACGAUGUAGAUUUUAAAGGGCAUGAUUUUAGACUCAUACCAUUUGGGUCAGGUCGUAGAGGGUGUCCUGGGAUGAAUAUGGGUUUAACUACCACUAAGAUUACUAUAGCACAAUUAGUGCAUUGUUUUAGUUGGGAACUUCCAUUGGGUAUGACUCCAGAGAAUUUAGAUAUGACUGAAGAAUUUAGACUCUCUAUACCAAGAAGUAAGCAUUUAUUAUGUAGGCCAACUUAUCGCCUACUUAUUCCACCACCUGGCCCCAAGGCAUUGCCACUCAUCGGUAACCUCCACAUGUUAGGAACACAACCACACCGCAGCCUCCAAGCCCUCGCCGAAAAAUACGGACCCAUAAUGUUCUUGAAGCUAGGGCAAGUUCCAACUGUAGUUGUUUCUUCUCCGGAAGCUGCUAAGCUAUUCCUCAAGACUCAUGACCUAGAUUUUGCAAACAGGUCUAAAUUUCAGGCCGUGGAGAUGUUUUUCAAUGGCGGAAAGGGCAUUGGGAUGGCACAGUACGGUUGGUAUUGGCGGCACAUGAAGAAGUUAUGCAUAUUGCAACUUUUAAGUGGAUCAAAGGUUGAGAUGUAUGGUCCUUUAAGGAGGAAGGAGUUGGAAAUGUUGGUGAAGUCUCUAUGCAAUGCUUCUGCGUCAGGUGAGGUUGUGAAUCUUAGUAUGAUGCUGAAGGAGCUUUCUGAGAAUAUUACAUUCAAGAUGGUGUUGGGUCGAAGGGAUGACAAUAAUAGGUUCAACUUAAAGGCCCUUGUUGACUUAGUCAGCUUGGCUGGAGCUUUCAAUAUUGCAGAUUACGUGCCUAUCCUUGGCAUCUUUGAUUUUCAGGGAAUAAGAAAGAAAGUAAAUAAAUUAAGAAAAUCAAUUGACGAUACAUUGGAGUAUAUUAUUGAAGAUCAUCAAAAUACCAACUACGAUGAUGAUAAUAAUAGUCCACAGAAAAAGGAUUUUGUUGACAUAUUGCUAUCAUGUUUGGAUCAACCCAUGGAUCCUGAUGAAGAACACGAACAUGUUGUAACAAGAAAUGACAUCAAGGCUAUUAUAAUGGACAUGAUUGGUGCAACAUAUGAAUCAUCAGCUUCGGCAAUUGAAUGGGUUAUGUCAGAGCUACUAAAGAAUCCUAGUGUGAUGAAGAAACUUCAACACGAGAUACAACAUGUAGUUGGAGGAAUUAAUAAACAAGUUGAAGAGAGUGAAAUAGAGAAUAUGCCUUAUUUGGAUAUGGUUGUGAAAGAGACCUUAAGAUUAUACCCAGUUGCACCUUUGCUAUUGCCUCAUGAAUCUCGAAACGACGUCGUUGUUGAUGGUUAUUAUAAAGAAAAUACAAGAAUCAUAAUAAACGCAUGGGCAAUUGGAAGGGAUCCAAGAGUUUGGUCAGAAAAUGCAGAGAAGUUCUAUCCAGAGAGAUUUGAACAUGAUAAUGUAGACAUUCAUGGACGUGACUUUAGAUUCAUACCAUUUGGUUCUGGUCGAAGAGGGUGCCCUGGAGCACAAUUGGGAUUUGCAACUAUCAAGUUUGUUGUGGCUCAGUUGGUGCAUUGCUUUAACUGGGAGCUUCCGGUUGGCAUGUCUUGUGAUGAAUUAGACAUGAAUGAAACAUUUGGCAUCACUAUACCAAGAACUACACACUUGCUAGCUAUUCCAACUUUUAGGCUAACAGCUGAAGCUGCUAGUAACAAAGAAUAA